AUGAGGGAAGUAAAAACAGGAGAUAAAACUAAAGGAGUAUACUUACCACAUCAUGCUGUCGUUCGAGAUGAUAAGUCCACCACUAAAGUGCGGGUAGUAUUUGAUGCUUCCUGCAAAUAUGAGUACAACAUUUCCCUUAAUGAGAUUUUGAUGGUAGGACCUACCUUACAAUCAGACCUUCGUCAUAUCGUAACUCGUUGGAGAAUACAUCCCAUUUGUAUCGUCGCAGAUAUCGUCAAAAUGUAUCGUCAGGUUAGAGUUGCAGAAGAACAUAUUACGUUUCAGAGAAUUGUAUGGCGAGACGAGCCUGAGGACGAAAUAAAAGAUUAUGAGUUAAUUACUGUCACAUUUGGGACUGCUUCGGCACCUUACCUGGCAGUAAAGACAUUACAUCAAGUAGCUAUAGAUGAAGGUAAAAAUUAUCCUUUAGCAGCAGAACUAAUACCAAAUUCUUUUUAUAUGGAUGACCUAAUGACAGGCUGUUCUAUAGUACAAGAUGGAGAGGUAUUAUACAGGGAAAUGUCAGAUUUAUUGAACAAAGGUGGUUUCGAGUUACAAAAAUGGAACACUAACAACAAAGACCUUUUAAAGGUAUUUCAGAAAGGUGAAAAUAAGCGUAAUAAUAGAGAAGAAAAAUAUGUGGGAAAAGGAGAGACUACAGGGGAUAAAGAAGAGAAGAAUAAAGUAGAAGAGAACAUAGAGAACAAGAAAGAAAAGGACAUAUUCGAUACUACAAAAAUAUUAGGACUUACCUGGUCUCCUUCCGACGAUAUCUUCAAGUACUCGGUGCACCUGCCUCCAAAAUCAGCAUCUGUAACGAAAAGAAACAUAUUAUCAGACAUAGCGAAAUUGUAUGAUCCUUUGGGAUGGAUAGCACCUACGGUAAUAUUAGCAAAGAUACUCAUACAAAGGCUUUGGUUGACAGGAAUGCAAUGGGACGAUGAAGUACCAACCGUUCUACAACAAAAAUGGCAUACUUACCGAAAUGAGCUCACAAAACUUACCGAAGUUCGCAUCCCUCGAUGGUUAGGCAUAACACGAAAUGAUGUUUCGGUAGAACUUCACGGUUUCAGCGAUGCGUCGAAGUCAGCAUACGCUGCAGUUAUUUAUACAAGAUCAGUCAGUAGUACAGGAGAGAUUAGUGUAUCGUUGCUAGUGGCCAAAACUAAAGUAGCACCUAUUAAGCAAAUCAGUAUACCGCGCCUUGAACUUUGUGGUGCAUUACUAUUGGCACGUCUAUUAGCUGAAACAGCAAGAGCAUUAAACAUUUCGAAGGAAUCUGUGCAAGCUUGGACCGAUUCUACUGUCGUAUUAGCUUGGCUAAAUAGUCAUCCAUCAAGGUGGAAAACGUUUGUGGCUAACCGUGUGUCCGAGAUUUUAACCACACUUGAUUCGGACCAAUGGGCGCAUGUAUCUUCGAAAGACAAUCCUGCAGAUUGCGCCUCCAGAGGAAUUCAACCAGGCUCUCUAGCAGACUGUAGUCAGUGGUUUGAAGGACCACAAUUUCUGCGAAGUAAAAAUAUUGUAUACAAUCGUCCAAAAAAUACAGAUAUAACUUUAGAAGAAUGUAUUAAAUCUCAUGUUACAAUAGAAAAAUUAGAAUCUCCCUGGAGUAAGUUUUCCUCCUUAAACAGGCUGCUAAGAGUAGUAGCAUACUGUAAACGAUUUAUAAGUAAAGAAAAAAGUAAUAGAACCAAGUACCUGAAAAAGAUAGAAAUAGAUCAAGCAUUAAAAUGUUGUAUAAAAGAAUGUCAAAAAAGAGAAUUUAAAGAAGAGUACACACAACUUACAAAAAUAGGCUAUAUAAAAGAUAAAACAAGUAAAAUAAAAUCACUGUGCCCUUACCUUGACGAUGAUGAUAUAAUCAGGGUGAGUGGUCGACUUCAGCAUUCAGCACUUCCAGAUAACACGAAGCAUCCAAUAGUUCUUCCUCAUGAUGAUCACCUCACUAAACUUAUUGUAGCAAGUGCUCACUCCCGUACUUUACAUGGUGGUCCUCAGUUAAUGCUCAAUUUCUUGAGAUCAGCUUAUUGGAUUGUCAGAGCCAAAAGUUUAGUCAAACAGCAUGUACACAAUUGUGUUACUUGUGUCAGGUAUAAUGCAAAGGUGACCAAUCAGUUAAUGGGUUCACUUCCAAGUGUAAGGUGUACACCAUCAAGACCAUUUAUACAUAGUGGUGUAGACUAUGCAGGACCGAUCAAUAUAAAAACUACAAAGGGCCGAGGACAUCGAGCCUAUAAAGGAUAUAUUUGCGUGUUUGUUUGUAUGUCAACUCGCGCUGUUCAUUUGGAAGUAGCGAGUGAUAUGAGUACCCAAGCAUUCCUAGCUGCAUUCAGACGUUUUGUGUCCAGACGAGGACACUGCAAUCAAGUAUGGAGUGACAAUGGCACUAAUUUUGUUGGAGCCGCACGAGAACUAAAGGAAUUAUCUGCAAUCCAAAGCCAAAUUUCAGAACAUUUGGAGAAUUUGGGCACGGAAUGGCAUUUCAUUCCACCACACGCUCCAAAUUUUGGCGGGAUAUGGGAACGUGUCGUACGCUCAACCAAAUUCCAUCUAAGACGUGUCAUUGGUGAGUCCACUCUUACAUAUGAAGAAUUAAGUACAUUCCUGACGCAAGUUGAAGCAUGUUUGAAUUCCAGACCAAUGACAGUUAUAAGUGGUGAUGAUUAUGAUGUACCUGUGCCAUUAACCCCAGGACAUUUUCUGAUUGGGGGACCAUUGGUAGGCGUUCCUGAUAAUGACUAUCAACUUUCUCAAAUAAGUUUCUUGAAUCGAUGGCAACUAGUACAAAGAAUGUUAUAG
Achroia grisella is the source of this 2802-nucleotide messenger RNA. RefSeq lists its product as uncharacterized. The transcript has a single exon. Gene Ontology annotation, biological process: DNA integration. Lineage: Eukaryota; Metazoa; Arthropoda; Insecta; Lepidoptera; Pyralidae. The coding region runs from base 1 to 2802 and encodes 933 amino acids. The record is from RefSeq and is a predicted model, not a curated record. Gene Ontology annotation, molecular function: nucleic acid binding.